Messenger RNA from Belonocnema kinseyi, 3525 nucleotides. It is a transcript of the gene Daxx, whose product is annotated as glutamic acid-rich protein-like. Gene Ontology annotation, molecular function: histone binding. The coding region runs from base 288 to 3425 and encodes 1045 amino acids. The transcript is spliced from 5 exons. The record is from RefSeq and is a predicted model, not a curated record. NCBI's taxonomy places the organism in Eukaryota, Metazoa, Arthropoda, Insecta, Hymenoptera, Cynipidae.
CAAGCGAAGAAAGAUCACGGAUGACCCAAUCUGUCCCGCUGAAAGUGAAUCUGCUGGAAUGGUCAUUAAUAUUGCUCCAAAAACUUGUCAGAUCUUGUUAGCCUAUUCGCUGUUUAUUUAAUGAAAAUCGGUGAUGUGCGCGGCAGUUGUGUUCAUGUGUUAACAGAUCAUCAAAUACCGUUAUUGCGAAAACAGUGAUUUUAGAAAAUGUGGUCGGGCGGGUGUUUUGUUUCCCCCCCUUUUUGCGUUUGAUUGAUAGUGCAAAAACAUUAAUAAAUUUAUAAAUAAUGGCGGACGUUAUUUGUAUUUCGUCAGAUGGCGAUGAUUCGGAUGAUGCACCGCGAAAGACAAAAAACAAGGGAACUGAACCAACGUGGACUGUAGUUAAAAAACUCGGCAAUUCUGGCUCCAGUUCAAAAUCGUUUAAUGGCAACAUCGUAAAACACGAGAAUCUUAAUGGUCUUAAUCAGUCCUUGAAAACAAAAAGGAAUUUGAGUCUCAAGAGUGAGAGAAUGUCUGAUAGCAUGAGCUCGAAACAGGAUAGUUUCGAUAAAAGCUCGAAAUCAGUUAGUGACGUAAGAAACGGAAGUGAUACCCAAAAUGGUCGCAAAUCCGAAAAUAUAGCUAAUGGAUUCAUUAAAGAUGAUCCCAUUAUAUCACAAAGUCCCAUAUUUCAAACCGGCGCGGUAUCAAUCUUAAAAAGAAAGACCGUCGCUGACGAUGAAAUAAAAAUUGACAAAAUGGUUUCUAUACCGGUAAAAAGACUAAAAUUGACGCAACUUCAGAGCAAAGUAUCAAACAGUGCUUCCUCAUCACCAAAGCCUUCAGUAUCAGCCCCAUCGAAUAAUGAAAAUUCCUCCCACUCAAACAACGACCGUGAUUCUCCAACUCCUGGAUGUUCCUCCUGGUAUCCCGAAGUUGAGAAACCAACCUUGGUGAUCAAGGAAAGAGAAGUACUCUACGACGACGAGUUUGAUUUAUUUUCCACAUUCAUCCAGACUUGUUUAAAAAGAGAUUCCUCAAAUGACAUGAAAGCAAUUGUGAAAAAAUUAAAGAAGAAACACGAGAGACUGCAUCCCACCUUUCUGAAUAGUGAUAAUUUCAAACAAUUGUUGAUUGACAAGCAACAGAUGAUUUCCGACAAUAAGGGAAAGCUUUUCGUGCACAUUCAGGAUGUGCACGGUGAAAUGAAACACGGGGCAAGGAGAAGUCGCUCCUUGGAAAAGAAUGCCCGGAAGGAUGUUCCGAAUGCGGAUAAAGAUGGUGUGAAGAAUGGUGUUGACGGGGGAGAGAAGGAGAGGAAGGAGGAGAGUGAAUUGGACAGACACGAGGAAAGGAGGAAACGGAAAAAGAUCAAGGACAUUCUCAACAGUAUAGAAGUCUGCAAAAAGAGGAUUAAGCAGCUCGAAGAAGAGGAUGUUGAUCUCGAUGAUGAUGAAAGUAGUUAUUUAAUUGUUGACAAGUAUAAGCGAAAGUUGAUGCAACUUUGGAAUGGCUACUGCAAAUAUUCCGGGGAAAAGGUGGACGCAGGUCGUGCGUAUUUGCGACCAAAACAUAUCUCGGCAACUCUCAUCACGCCCGUCGAUCAGGCUAUAAUGAGCUUUAUUAAUUCGAAAAUUUCCAAGAGGAAUGAACUGAUUGCGAAAGGAAGAUCGAUUGCGGACACGAUUAUCUUUCCGGAUUAUUUAGAUAUUUUGAAUUGCAUUGCGGCCUGCAAUGAGAAAUAUAAUUUAGAUUUGACCAAGACGAGCCAGGAGAUCAAAGCCAAGGAGGCCUUUAUCAAAAUUGGCGAACACCUGCAGCGUGUGCGACAAUCGGAUUACUGGGACACAUUUUCGCUCUACCUGGAGGAAGAAGACGAUGACCCUGCGUUGAAGGAUGACACUUUGGCUGAGAAAUUGGCAAGGAAUUUUUCAGAGGGGAAGAAAAAGAUGGCGGAUAUUUUAGAGACCUUCACCCAAAAACAGGAGAGUCGAGGUGAAGAGCUGAAGGAGAAUGGCGAUCUUCAAAGGGAUGACGAGGUUGAUGAAAAAGAUGAUGACGAGGAUGAAAAUGAAGAAGAUGAGAAAGAAGACGAGGAAAGAGCAGAAGAGGAAAAAGAAGAAGAGGAAAAGGAGGAAGAUGAGGAGGAUCAAGUGGACUUGGAGGAAAAGGAGGCGGAGGAAGAGGAAAGGGAGGAGGAUAGGGAGGAGGAGGACGAGAAAAAAGACGAUGAUGAUGAUCACGAAAUGUCUUCACUUGCAGAAACUAAAUCUCCGGAUACACCUACCGUUAACAAUAUGAGUAAGGAAGAUGAACCUCGAGAUUCGCCAAAGCCCUCGACGAACGAUUCCUCGAAAGCAGAAAAUGAGACUUUUCCUGAAAAUAGUUCGUCCGAAGUUAAAGAUUCUUCAUCGGGAGAUAUGGACGUGAUCGAAGUCGACGAGGAAGCAUCCUCAAGUUCGAAAAAGCAGCCUAUCUUGCGUCUUCGUUCUUUUGCCAAGCCCCCAACUUCCUGGGACGAUUCUCUUCAGCCUGAAGGUUCUCCAAACAUUAAAACAUCUCCAAACAUCAAAAGUACUCCAACCUUUAAAGGUUCCCCAAUCAUAAAAGGUUCUCCAGUGACGAAAGGUGCCAAUUUUGCGACCUCGACACCAAAGCCUCUCGAAUCCAAAGUGAAUAAAGUUUCCCCGGGACCAACCUUCGUUGAUCUCACCGAUAUCUCGGACACCCUGAAGCCCGGAAUCCGAAGAGUCACAGACGCUGGCUACGUUUCCGCUCUAAAAGGCAAAUUUAAAACCGUCGUCGUUCCCUCGAACUUCAAGGGCAAACAGAUCAUCAGCGUGAAAAAUAUAACAAACAACUACAACGUCGUUAACGCGCCCGGAACUUCCGCCACGAAAUCGGCCUCGAAAACCACAAUUCGUCUUCCUGGUCAAAGUAGUACCGCGCACAUGAAUCCCCGGAAGCCGGGGCAAAUACGAGUGAACAAAGUUCCCGAGGAUGUGCAGAGAAAGUUGAUGGAGAAAAACUCCUUCAAGAGUGCACAAAUUGUGCCGAAGCCGGGUGCCAGGCCAGUUUAUUAUCAGCCAACAUCAAAUCCAAAUAUUUUCACGAAUCCGGAAGGACAGUCGGUGCGACUGAAGACUAUUGUUCCGAAUCCGGAAGCGAAAAUAAUGAAAGUUUUGAGUCUGAAUGAGGCGAGGAAGGUUUCAAUCACGCCUCUGCAGAAACAUCGUGUUAGUAAAGUGUUGAUGAGUCCGAAAGGUAGUCAGUCGGGUAAUUCGUUGAGUCCGAAAAAGAUUCAGAUUGGCUCGAGGAUUGAUCAUCAGUAUUCCAAGAAGAUAGUCAACAACGUCGUUCGAAUUAUGAACCCGACGCCGACGCCGGCUCCGGGCGAGCAAAACUAUCACAGUACAUUCUCAGAUCGACAAUUUAAUAAGUAAAAUUGAAAAGAGAGAUAGCAAUUUUAAAUUGUGGCUAAUUAGAGUGUGCUUUUUGUGGACUCUCAGACGAGAAAUGGAACUGUGAUUGAUUAUGGUGAGU